CUGGCGUCGUCGCCAUGACGGGCUCCGGUUCGUUUUCGCUGACGAAGCUCGGGCUUAGCCCGCUCUCCGCCUCCGCCGCUCUGGCUGUGCUGGUUACGCUGGGAAUGACCGCGGCUUGGUACUGGCGAUGGAGGGACCGCAGAAGGCCGCUAAGGUUGAAAGAGGUGGGCAGGGUGUCCGGGCUUUUCAUCUACCCGAUCAAGUCCUGCAAGGGCGUAGCCGUGCAGCAGGCCGAAGUAACAAAGUUGGGGCUCCGGAACGGAGAUCUGCGCGACAGAUGUUGGCUUGUGAUAAAAGAAGAUGGACACAUGGUGACUGCUCGACAAGAGCCUCGACUAGUAUUGGUCUCUAUCACCAAUCAAAAUGGCUACUUGACUCUGAGUGGUCCAGAAAUGAAGGAUUGUCAAAUUCCAGUCAGAUUGUCAACCAAAAAUCCAGUACGGAAUUGCAGGCUAUUUGGCUUUGAUGUUCAAGGCAGAGAUUGUGGAGAAGAUGCCGCUCAAUGGAUUACAUCCUACCUAAAGUCAGAACCAUACCGCUUGGUUUGUUUUGAACCAAAUAUGGUUCCAAGGAAUUCAAAAGAUUUAUUGGAACCUUUUCUUCCCAUUGAUAAGGUGAGCUUUGUGCUUGCAAUGAUCUAUG
Molecule: messenger RNA, 642 nt
Organism: Protobothrops mucrosquamatus (brown spotted pit viper)
Lineage: Eukaryota; Metazoa; Chordata; Lepidosauria; Squamata; Viperidae
Product: mitochondrial amidoxime-reducing component 1-like
Exons: 3
Biological process (GO): nitrate metabolic process
Cellular component (GO): mitochondrial inner membrane
Molecular function (GO): molybdenum ion binding; molybdopterin cofactor binding; nitrate reductase activity
Source: RefSeq, a predicted model, not a curated record